ACUAACAAAAACGAUAAAGACAAGCGAACCCUUGAAACUGUUUAACCGAUAGACUGUCGCAUUCGUCUAACUUGUCCGAUACACUUCACCAGUUAAACAACGAGACGACGACAUCUUCACUGAGCUUUUACUUGUCAACAUUCGACAUAAAAACGUCAUCAUGUUUUGAAUGCGUGCAGUUGGAUACAACUAAGAAUACUUGCAGCAUUAAUAUUUAAAUAAGUGAAUUAAAAUUAUUAAUAUUAAAAUAUCAUCAUGUCGUAUGUGAAUGAGUGUAAAGGUAGAAGUAAAUUAUUGGAAGGAUACCUAGAACAAAAAUCUCAGGACGGCAAGUGGAGAGCGUAUUGGUGUGUUCUAAGGGGAUCAACCAUAUUCAUAUUCACAUCUCCUGAAACCAUACAGGAUAAUCAUAAGGGAACGUUAGAGAUCAACAACGACACAAGAUUUAUUGUUGGUGAUUCAGACUUGAAGAAAGAGUCUUUCAGAUUUGAUCUACGGACCACCAAACAUUUUAACAAAUUUAAAUGCAAGAAAUUUUCUGAGCGUGAACUAUGGCGAGCGUAUAUAAUUGGAAUAUCCACGGGUUCAAUACCAGAUGAUCUUGAUUUAAUGAAGGGCCAGAUUUGUAUGAUUAGAGAUGAAAUAGAACAGUUUCACCAAAACAGAAAUCAGCCAUUGUUGCCUAGACGACGGCUUGAAAGUGACAGUUCUCCCUCUCCCUCUGGUGGGAGUGUAAACUCCGGCUUCUCUAAUCCCGAAGAUAGUAUAGACGAAAAAUUCGCUGUUUAUCUAGAAAUGAAUAACCCAAGUAAUGGUGGACCGUUUAUGCGGCAUAAAUUUUGGAAUGAACAUGAUCGGACAGAUGUUCCUAGUUGGUUUUUUGUGAACUGUACGCGUGAACUUGCAGAGAAGAUUUUGAAGAAAAAUCCUGAGUUUGGUAAUACGUUGAUGAGAGAAAGCUGUAGCUAUCGGGGGAACGGAAGUUACACCAUUACUAAACACGUAAAUAUUGGAGGGGAUUCAUUGGUACAUUUUGAAGUAAUAAGAGUUGCCGCUGGUUACAAGAUCAAUGCUGAGAAUGCACCACAAGUAUCCACCUGUUUGUCUGAUGUCAUGUCACAUUUUGUUCACCUGUCUGGAGCACAAGCUACCAAACUCUUCCUGACAAAUAACCUGAAAAAAUUAGGACUAGAUAAUCCCGACUAUCAAACAAAGAUUGUUACCCAACGACCAGUAGAUAAAGAAAGUGGAGAAGAAGAAGGUGAUUCAUAUGAAGAACCACUUCCAGCAAUUGAUGGUAACAAAACUUUACCCAACAGACUAGACCUGUCAACUUUCCAAGUUUAUAAGGGUUCAAGGACAACAGCCGGGAGAGACAAACAGAAUCGGCCAGGUUUAACUCAUGUAUCCCAGGGUUCUCACACUGCAGGCGCUUUAGAUAAGCUAGACACGGCUAUAGACUAUCACAAUAGAGUGGCCACAGAUAGAAAAAGGAAUUCAGAAUAUCCAGAUAAUAUGAAAUAUUUAUCACCAGUUUCACCACCAAUUUCUCCAACAGAUGAUUUCCCUGAAAAUAUUGUAAGGAAAACUGGAAGAUCUAAAUCGGUUCCACAUGUAGUGUUCGAUCCAAGUCUGGAACAAAAAGUGCCUCAACAAAAUCCUGGUGUACAGCGUCGUGCGUCUACUAAUCGUGGAUCAGCUGUGCCACAACAGUAUGAUGAUGAUAAUCCUUACAACCCAAGGCGUCGACCUCAACAACACCUUGAUUACUCCUACAACCCUCAACAACCAGAUGAUGUUAAUCCUUAUAAUACCAGGGAGUCAGAUCCUUACAGCAGUAGGGAUAGAAAAGAAAGCACAGGGUCAAAUCCUUACAACAGUAGGGAUAGAAAAGAAAGCACAGGGUCAAAUCCUUACAUCAGUAGGGAUAGAAAAGAGAGCACAGGGUCAAAUCCUUACAACAGUAGGGAUAGAAAAGUCAGCACAGAUUCAAAUCCUUAUAUCAGUAGGGAUAGGAAAGUCAGCACAGAUUCAAAUCCUUAUAUCAGUAAGGAACGCAAGCACAGCAGCGAUAGAAAAGACAGCACAGGUUCAAAUUCAUACAGUCCAAGAAUCCAUCAACAAAUCGAGGAAUCAAGUCCUUACCAAACCAGGCCUUACAAUCCAGGAGAUCAACAGGAAGGUCAGGUUUACGUAAACCUUCCACCCAUGGGUUCCGCCGGAAAUACAUCUUGUGAUUCUCGUCCAUCAGGGAACACACCCCGUCCUGUCUCUGCUGCAUCCAACAAUUCCACCCUGAAUCUGAAUGAUAUUCAGAGUCAACUGGCCAGUUUGAAACCUACUGGGAUUAAAAUAGUAGUCGAUAGCCCAUCACGAACACCAGAUGCUCUACCAUCACCACCUAAAGCUCAUUCACCACCACCAGUUGCUCCUAAAACUAAAGCAAAACCCCAAAGCACAACUAAACUAACAAAUCCGAGAAUAAAGCUGCAAACAAUGUCAACUAAUCACCUAGAGGAUUUAUACGAAAACUUAGAAGAUUACCCAUCUAACAAAGCUAACGCACAUAACCAAAACUUCUUUAACCAUGGUGAUGGUAGUCAUAGUAAUAGUUACACUGAGGGCAGUGUUUAUGAGGAUGCUCAAAGUCAUGCUUAUGUGCCUGCAGGUGAAGAUGAUAAUGAGACUCUAGUGUCGUCUGGAUCCAGUAAAGAUAUCAACAGUAAUAUUACAUCCAAACCAGAAACAUGUGUACCCAGUACUGAUCGGACAUUCAUUAAAAAUAAACUGGAGAUGUGUUUUGGAGGUGGAUUGAAACCAGAUACAAGAGUUAUAACAAAAGUCAAGAGUGCUCCUAACUUACCGCUACCCGAGAUUCCACAUGAUGACCCUUAUCCAGAGAACGAUUCUUUAUAUGAGGAAAUUCCUGCAAAUCAAUACAACUUUUAACGGGAUAGAAAUUGUUAAAUUAUAUUACGAACUGAUUGGCUGAUUUGAUAGAAUUCAUCCACUGCAUUUUUUUUUUACUAUAAAUCUGCGAUUACAGUUGCUGUGCUCAUUUGCAUUUUUUUGAAAAUAUCAAAUUUUUCCAUGUGACCUAAUCCACGCUAAAAUGUACUCAAAAUUGAUGGUUGAACAUUUGAUCAAGGAAACAAAAUAUAAACAUUGACUUGGAUUCAGAGAGAUGUUGGACAGGCGACCCUACUCCUUGUCACGUACAACCGGGGAUCGAAACCACGCCAGUCGACUCAAUGACAGACCGUAUGAUACAGCGCGCGUGCUAACCAUUCGGCCACCCAACCCCCCAGGCUUGGAUUCAAUCGGAUAAAAAUGAGGCUCAUCAAAAGUUGGCGUUGCUGACUUGUGUUGUAUAUUAUAUAUACCGUUUGCAGGGAAUGUAGAAUGUGAACAACAUUUCAAUUCAUCCCAUCUUUGUAAAUAAUGAACAAAAUUGAGACAUUUGCGGACUGAUAUUUUGUUUAAAGAUUCCACGUUAACAAUCACUCAAAUGAGGUUCUUGAAAGACAUCAAUCUAUAAAGGUACCCAAAACAUCUUUGCAACAGAUUAACAAUCAUUAACAAGACGUUCGCGAACGACAUCAAUCUAUAAAGGUAGAAGAUAAAAUCAGGGAUGUGACGGCCAGUUAUCCCUGUUUAGCAGCAGUGACUAGUUUCGUUUGUACUCUUCACACUGAUUCUAAGAUUAAAAACUUUUCAAUCGCACAGUGUCAAUGACAAAAACUCAACUUUGACAUCCCCCAUUUAAUUUCUUUGUUAUACAAUCUAUAAAGGUACCGAAAACAUCUUGAGAGAUAGCCAUGGAAUUUAUCUGUUGCUCAGUUUCAUCGAAUUCUUCCAUUGAACUGUGUAUUUUAACUUUGCCUCCUGAUUCGGUGAUUUUCAUGAAAUUGUAAAAACAUUGUGUGAUCUAAUAUUAUAAUAACAGACAACUUUAUGGAUAACGUUCACAAGGUUUAUUAAGUACAACGAUUCAAUGAGAGUAGUACUCUCACCAUUAUCGAUAAAUAGAAAACAGUUUGUCAUUUUCUAUAAAGUAACAAUCGACUGAUUUUUGUUGAUAAUUCUCCUUGGAUUAAAUAGUGUGAAAUCUAUGUGUUGGAAACUUAUUGCUGCAAAAUUUUACAGAGCGUUUUAGCCUAGAGUCGAACGAGAUACAGCGAAGGAUGUGUAGAUAAACAAAGGGAUUUUUUGUUAUGAUUGGAGCGCAAAAUGGAUAGUGAUUGAUCAUUGAUCGAAUGAGUAUACACAUCGUUUAAAUUAAAUGGAAUAUACAAUAACUUUUGUUGAUACAUGUACCCGAUGUGACAGUAUCCAAGGUGAUUUUAAAAACGUAACCAAGGUGACAUUAACGUUAGCACAGUGGCGUCAGAUUUUAUAAAUAGAAAAAUUAAAGAUUUAUAUAUAUUAAAUGAAUAGAAAUAUAUAUUUUUAAAAUAUACCGUAUAACGAAAUAAUAUCCGUGUGUAAAUAUUUAGCAUAUCUGUGAUUUCUGUGUUGUAGACUACGAUUAUAGUCUUUUUGUAUAUAAAAUACAUUUUAUAUAAUUGAUAGAUAAAAUAUUAUUUUUAUAUUAUUUUAGACUGGAUCACCCCAGAGCAACUUACUUAUCAGUACCCUGUUGCAAAUGAAAGUUUGCCUGAACUUCGCAGGUAAAUUUUGGCUGGAGUGAUCGUGACUUCUGGUAUAUUGUUUCUAUUCAUAAAUUUACAGGACUUGUAGUAUCAUUAGAUAUCUACGAUUUUAUCUAUAUUUAGAUUUAAUGCAUUUCAUUAGAAAAAAGAAUAAUUGGAAACGAAUCAUCACUCAUAUUUUUGUAAAAUUAGAUAUUAAAUUAUAUGUUAUUUUAGAUAUUAUUAUCAUUUUGUAUUAAUUUGUUAAAUGUCAUUUUGUUAUUGUUUGUUGUAGUAUUAUUAUAAUAUUUAAAAAUUUUUAUUUUUAUCAAAUCAUCAUUCCAGCUUGCUAUCACUAGUGAUGGGCAGGGUCGGGUUAAGCUUGCAUGAAGCUCCUGGCGCAAAAUGUCACUGGGUUCCUAGCAUCGACAGUGAAUAGGGGGCAUAUUCUGAUCAUUUUCAGUAUGGUAAAUAGAUAGAUUUAUUUGGCACAAACAUAUUGUACAAAAAUUUUGUUAUAACUAAUAUGGGACUGCCUUUAAUAUUGGGGUCCCUGACUGCAGCCCCCCUCACCAUAAUCCAGCCUUGAGGCUUGUUUCACAAAAUUUUAACUAAGAUACAAUCCAAAUUUUAGUAAUUUGAUUGGAUAAUAUUAGAUUGAUUUUAGUGCUUAGCCAAUCAAAAUUGAAGUAUCUACUAAAGUUUGGGUUUUAUCUUUAGUUAAAAUUUCGUGAAACUGGGCCCUGAUGAUGGGUACUCUUACCCGUUCACAAUAAAACCCAACGGACAUUUAUAGUAGGCCUACACAUUAUUGUAUAAUGUCAAUUUAAUAUAUAUUUAAUAAUGAUCAAUUUAAAGAUAAUUCAGGUUUGUCAAGUGUGUUUACCAGUAAUUCAAUCCAAAAGUCUACUUAGAUAAACAUUUAUACAAAAGAUAUGAAAUAAGCUAUUCACACCAAAUUGAAUUAUACAUGAAUAUAAUCUAUUAAUGCAAUGUAUGCACACACGUGGAGCUUUAACAAGGAAGUGUUAUGACUUCCACGGCUCUAUCCAUAUGAAUAUUUUAUUGAACUCAAGUAUUAUUGACAUUUAUUGAAAUACAAUAACAUUAAAUAUAAAUUUGAUAAUUACGGGAGAUUUGUAAAGACCGUGAUAUGAAUAUAUUAAUCUCUAUAUUAUUGGCAUUAUUAUUCAAGUACAAUUAAAGAAGAUUUUUGACAGCCAGUAGUUGCACGAUUUGUUUGUCAAAUAUCCUCUUUACAUAAUGAUAUUAUUAACAAUUAACAAGGAUUUACAUACUACAACUGGUCUAAAAAUAUGUUGUUUAUUUGGAAUAACAAGUCCUUGACCUGUUAUAAGUGUGUAUUAUUCAAUACACAAUAUUAUAAUACUCCUUAAAUCUAUUUAUAUAGUAUUAGUAAUUUAAAGGUAAUAAUUGAAAUGAAAUGGGGUUUAACGUCCUACUGUUCUGCUCCGACUGGGCUAAUGAAGACUGGUAUACACCAUACAGUGUGCUUUGAGAGAAAUUUUUCCCGGUAUCUUUUACGUACACGCCAAUGUGUACAUGGGACCUCGUUUAUAUAUGUAAAUGUAUGUAAUCUAAUAAUGUUAAAUAUAUACAUAGUUACAAUAUAUUCACAACAAUAUUAUAUAAACUCACA
This is a messenger RNA of Patella vulgata (common limpet), 6291 nucleotides long. RefSeq names its product tight junction protein ZO-1. The record is from RefSeq and is a predicted model, not a curated record. The coding region runs from base 256 to 2949 and encodes 897 amino acids. Gene Ontology annotation, molecular function: signaling adaptor activity. Lineage: Eukaryota; Metazoa; Mollusca; Gastropoda; Patellidae. The transcript has 18 exons.